AUGUCGCAAUUCUGUACAAUGCCAGCUGGAGAGAGGAAGAUGCAUGCAGCGGCUAUUUAUCGAGACGUCCACUGUGCCAAUGGGGACACCAUGGACCUGGGGAUAAAGGUUAGCACUCCCAAAGACAUCAUGCUGGAGGAGCUGUCACUGCAAUCCAACAGAGGCUCUCGUCUUUUCAAAAUGCGCCAGCGAAGAUCAGAGAAAUACACGUUUGAAAGUAUCCAAAAUGAGGCAAACGCCAUUUAUAACCUCUCAAAUGUAGACAGUGCCGAAAACAAAGAGGGAUCAAAAACACUUCCUUACACACCCGCCCCAGGAAACCCUUCAAAUCCAGAAUGCAUUGCACCAGGAUAUGGAGGCCCCUUGAAGGAUGUCCCUGCAGAGACAUUCAACUCUACAGCUAUACCCAAGUCCUACCACUCCCCUUGGGAGCAGGCUAUCAUUAACGACCCCAACCUGGCCGAGACCCUCAAUAUCAGGAUGCCUGUCACUGAGCCGAGACCAGAGGCUCCUGACUACAAGAGCUUUAACAGGGUGGCCACACCGUUUGGUGGUUUCGACAAAGCCCCCCAGAGCAGUGGGAUCACGUUCAAGCUCCCUGAGAUCGACCUGAACCUCCCCAACUACUCUGAGCUCCAGGACCCAGGGGUGAAACGGCCCACCUUCAACAGGGUCGCCCAGGGAUGGAUAACCGACGGCAUCCCACUGAUCCUGCCCACCGUGCCUCUGGAACCUAUGCCCAUCCCUGAGUCCGAUGACCUCUAG
Salvelinus namaycush (lake trout) is the source of this 765-nucleotide messenger RNA. RefSeq names its product myozenin-2-like. Lineage: Eukaryota; Metazoa; Chordata; Actinopteri; Salmoniformes; Salmonidae. Gene Ontology annotation, cellular component: Z disc; actin cytoskeleton. Bases 1 to 765 code for a protein of 254 amino acids. The transcript has 6 exons. Gene Ontology annotation, molecular function: actin binding; telethonin binding; FATZ binding. The record is from RefSeq and is a predicted model, not a curated record.